Messenger RNA from Galleria mellonella (greater wax moth), 4541 nucleotides. RefSeq names its product WW domain-containing protein tag-325-like. Gene Ontology annotation, biological process: regulation of GTPase activity; signal transduction. NCBI's taxonomy places the organism in Eukaryota, Metazoa, Arthropoda, Insecta, Lepidoptera, Pyralidae. The transcript is spliced from 13 exons. The record is from RefSeq and is a predicted model, not a curated record. Gene Ontology annotation, cellular component: cytoplasm. Bases 506 to 3439 code for a protein of 977 amino acids.
CUCACCACUAUCGCAGUGGACGUGCCGCGCGCGGACGCUUCCGUUCGAUUUUUAAAAUCGAGGAAAAAAAGCGCGCGAAUGGGAUCCGAUCGUUCGACGAAAUCGGAAUUCCAUUUUCGUAGUUAAUUUAUUUUCGGCCAGCAAUAAAAGCUUUUAUUUAUUUUUUAUUGUUCUUUUGUAUAGAUUGUAGGGUAAUAAUUGUGUGUGGUAUACGUGCUAUAAAAAUACGGAGCGAAAAAUGUAUCUCCUCUUAUCACUGAGGUCAAAGAUGUGCAUUUCGAAUAGUAUGUUUUCGUAACAUCGCACUGUUUAAAUAAGAAACAGUCGCGAUAAGUAAUCGCGGUCGAGUGCAAAUGUCGUCGAUAUCGCAUCACAGCAAACAGCGGGUCCGUCCUAAUAAUACAUUAGAAUUGUGCAUUUAGUAAUGAACGUUAAGCCUUGUCCCUUCGUGGAAUUCUAUGCUGCGUUGAUUCAUACACCGGUUAUCGUGUUUUGAGCGGCGACAAUGUGCGAAGUCACAAGUUGGAUUCCGAACGCGGUAGCCGCUACGUUGUGCUCGGAUCGCUCCGCUCAGCCGAUUAUCGCCUGGCUGACCGGCUUACGGGCAUCUAUAGAGGAGUACGAUCCUUUAAUCACAGUGAGAGCGGAAUCUCCCGAGUCUGAAGAGUCGUCCAGGUCUUCGCCAGAUAGUGCGUUCGACGAUAUCCUCUCGCAACUCGGCAAGGAAAUUUUUAAAUUAGACGAAUACCAAAGAAAUCUCGCGCCAGAGGAAAAGGAAGUUUCACUAAGUAUUCUGAACAUAUUCGACGAAUGUAUCCAGGGGAUGACGGAGUCUAAAGGUGAUUUAGAAGUGAUUGAUGAAGCCGUGGAAACUGUGAACGGUGUGGACGAGUGCAGCGACGGUGAGUCUAUAAUGUCAGAUGUGUCUUUUGUUACUAGUACGCCGGCCAGAAGUGUAAAAGUGUGCUCUAGUGAUACGAAUUCUUUAGUUGUUAAGGGUGAAGGCACGCCGGAGAUACCGCGCAAGGUUAGGUUAAGAAGGUCGUCGUCCACAUCAUCGGGGUACGACUACGUGGAAGCGAGAACGGAGAACACAAUAAUGGAGGUGGCGAAACGGCUGGGAUCGGACAGCGACAGUGAAAGCACUAACUGGAGUUACAGAGAGUGCAGUACGGAUACAGAGAACGAGGCCAGAGACGAGUACGCCGUGAUGUGGUCCCAUUCAAGUGGUUUUCACAACUCCGACGAGAUACUGAGGCGGGUGGUGUCCCAACACCAUGCGACUGUGUCGCGGCUAUCGUUUGACACGGCAAACGACUUUGAACCGGCGCGGUACUCGGUGUACGCUCUCCAAGAGGUGGGAGGCAGGUGUGUUGACAACGAAAUGCCAGUCGCCGCUAUGACGCCGGACAGACCAACCGACGACGGCUACGAACCCGUCCGCGAUGCGCUCACCGACGAGAACAUUUACGAGGAAAUCGAGUUCGGUUUGAGUUACACGGACGAAGGGUGCUCCUGUGGAGGCAGUGUCGAAGUGGAGAGUUGUUCGAUAAGUGCUAGUUCGGAGGGUGUCAGUCGCGAGAGCCCUUUGUACGAAAAUUUGCGGGAUCACGACGCGUACGCAAUACCGCCGGACGUCAUAUUCUGGAAGAAUCUGCUCUUCGAUCCUUAUUACAACGACGACGAGGAAGACGAGUGGAUAACUCCUGAAGAAUGUGCCGUGUACAGUCGAGAUGCGAGGCCGCCCCUGGUCAUACCCCGGAUAACGCAGUACCGGCCGCCACGGAGGGAUCACAGGCCCCACGGCGGACACCCCUAUACAGAGGAGAGCCUACAAGAUCCCGUGAAGUCGCGGCAGUACGACUGGAGUCCAUCAUCAGAGCGCAGCCGGGCUGACAUCGACCGGAGUUUCAGCAAGGCGAGCUCUGACAGUCCACCGUUUGGACGUAUCAAUAAGAGAUUAGGAAACUCAACGGAGACGCUUCUCUUCCACAACAAUGUUCGGAGACCAAAUCAGCUCCACCUGCCGGCGUCCUCGUCCGGGGACAGCUUGGACGUGGAGAUCAGGGAGCGGGAGCCGAGCCACAGCAGGAGUAGGAAGUCGAAAUCCAUGAUGGCCACGAAGAACAGGAUGAGGUCACCUGUACCGGCUCCCAGGCUGAUGCUGCAUCAAACGCCUGAAUUGCCUGUAGUGUUCGAGGGUCCAGUGAAACGCACCAAGUUCUCAGAGAACGGGAAGAAGAGUAGGAAAAACUGGGCCGACUGCUACGUGGUGCUCACGCAUACUGGACUUGUGUUUUACAAGGACAGAAAGACUUACAUUGCUGCUACUACGCCUCCGAAGCCGGGCACGCCGCCGAGUCCGACGGCGCCGCGGGCGGAACUAGUGUUGCCGCUACGACACGCCAGCGUAGACUAUUGCAUGCAGAUGCACACCAGAAGGUAUACAAAAUCACUGCUGAUCACAGUGGGCCGUGACCAGUACCUGAUACAGGACGAGUCUGAAGCCAACGCCGCGACCUGGUUGUAUCACAUAAAGCAAAUCAUUUACAAAAUGGGUCCUCCAGCGCCUGAUGACUUCUCACUACAAAUAGCAAACAAGAAUAGCAGCACGGAUCUGGAAAGCUUGGGCAGAACGCCACCUCCAUCCAGGCAUAAUAAUAGGAACAAAACAAAAGUCGGUGGCAGCAGCAAUGAAGAUCUCAGCGACUCCACGGAAAUAUCCAUUCAGAAGACACAAGUGAAGAGUAGAUUGAAGAAGUUCUUCGCUAAACGGCCAGCUAUGGAGGUCCUUGUCAAGAAAGGCAUCUAUAAAGAUGAACCAGUCUUCGGCCGCAAACUCGAGGAGGUAUGCCCGGAGAAGUCGCCGCGGGUGCCGAACUUCGUCGUGACCUGCAUCAAGGAGAUUGAAAGCAAUGAGGAAAACAUGUGCACAGACGGCUUGUACAGAGCCAGCGGGAAUUUGAGUCAAGUGCAGAAAAUACGAUUAGAGAUCGACCAAAAUAACAUUUCUGUGAUAGAAAACAACACGGAUAUCCACGUACUGACUGGCUCUCUGAAACUGUUCUUCAGGGAGCUGAAAGAACCUCUCAUACCCUGUAGCUUCUUCGAUAGGGUCCUCGCAGCUUGCUCAAUAAAACCGAAAGAGGCGAAGGUGAAAGAGUUCAGAGAUAUAGUACAGGCGUUACCACAAUGCAACAGGGACACGCUGAAAUUUUUAUUAGAACAUCUAUUAAGGGUGACGCAGUACAGCGAGCGCAACCGCAUGCACACUGCGAACUUGGCGAUCGUUUUUGGACCCACGUUACUGUGGGCGCCUGCUGAACAGGCCCAUAACAUCGCCAUCGACUGCAUACAACAGAACAAUGUCGUCGAGUUCCUACUCAACGAACUCAAAGAUAUUUUCAGCGAGGACACUAAAGGGAAGAAGAAAGUGUGACUCUGAAUCUACCGGGACCCCCGGACUGAACUUUAAGCCCCAAUUUGAAGCUACUCUUUUCUUAGUAAACAAAGGAGUGUUUUUACUGUGUAAAACGAAAAAGAGUAUAGACUCGAUAAAAGAUUACUACCAAAUACGUGUCAGAAGGAAAUAUUUACUCCAAUGUAUGGUGAAGCAUGACUAUGGGUUAUAUAGUUAUGUAAUUCAAGUCUAGCGGAUGUGCUCUAAAGGAUUUUGGAGUUAAAAUAAGGAUUAUUUUGUAAUUAGUGACUAACGGAUUUUUGUAUGUGGACCGAUAUUGUGAUAUGUGACGAAUCGUGUUUGUAGUAUAUUAAAGUCCAUUAGAAUGAAAGAAAAAUUAUUAUAAAGUUAUGAUCUCUGUCACAAAACGAGAUGCGGAGUCCAAAUUUGUUUCUUAAAAUUAUCAUUAUUAUAAUGAACAUGAAAAUCUGUGUUGUGAUUGUGAAGCAAUAUUGUUACGGAAAGACUGUCCGAGGCUCUAGAAAUAAUAAUAUAUUCAAAUAAAUAUAUAUAUAUAUAUAAAGAUAUAUUUAAUAUUAAUAAAUUAAUAUGGUUUUCGUGUGAUGUAGCAAAAUAUAUCCUGUUUUACGAAGAUGCAUUAUUUUUGGGGCCAAAUUUGUACAUGUGUCCUGUCACUCGUAGUUUAGGCUCAAAGCCAGCUUGUAUUGUGUGCCUUACGCGAUGUAAAUAUUCAUCAUGGAUGAUUGUUGUGAUACGGUGGAGUGUUGAUACUCUUAGUUCUUCGUUAUAUAUAUACGUAUAUAGUAAAAUUAAGCGAUGCAUGCAAAUGUGACGGUCUAGUCCCUCCGUUGUUAUAAAUUGGACUUUAUUAAAGAGAAGUUAUGGUUGACAACUCAGUUAUAAUCAGUUAAAUACUCAAACAUUGAAUAACAAUCAGAAACGUAAUGUUAUAUGAUCAUAAAUAAGCUAGGAACCAAAGUUUUGUAUUUUUGGCUGAUAGUGUGUAAUUAAUUUUAUUUGUUACAUAGUUAUUAUUAUGGAAUUAUAUAUAAACGCAAAUAAUGCUUGAAAAAUAAAUAUUAGAAAAUGAAGUUACGUGAAAUAAAACCACUUAUUUUAA